GAGGAAGUGAAAGUGUUUCUCUCACCGACUCCAUUUUGUUUCUGCUGGAAAAAAGGAAUAAACUUUAACUUCAGGCAGAAACGGUGAUAUUAAUGUCACACAAAAAGGACUGCUGAGUAAAAGAGUGUAAUUUAUUCAGCAGUGUGUCCGUGAGCUCUUUGCACAUUCAAACAUGAAGUGCCCUGAUCUGGAGACAGAGAAUGAGACCCCGCCCUCAGAAAAGCAUAAACUCAAGAGGAAGAGAUCAGACUCACCAGAACCCAGCUGUAUCUCCAUGAAGAGUGACCGGUCUAUGGAUCCUCCUUCAAACUUUAAACGUGGAGACUCCUCAUCUGUACACAGUAAACUCCAGAGAAAGAGAUCAGACUCACCAGAACCCAGCUGUAUCUCCAUGAAGAGUGAUCGGUCUAUGGAUCCUCCAUCAAACUUUAAACGUGGAGACUCCUCACCUGUACACAGUAAAUUGCAGAUAAAGAGAUCAGACUCACCAGAACCCAGCUGUGUCUCCAUGAAGAGUGACCGGUCUAUGGAUCCUCCACCAAACUUUAAACUUGGAGUCUCCUCAUCUGUACACAGACAUGACUUGGAAUCUGCUGCUGUAAAUAAAUUUCAGAAGUUGUUCAGAUCAAAUCUGAUGAAGAAGUUUGAGUGUGUAAAUGGAGUCAUAAUAAAUCAGGAAAACCGAACACUCCUGAAUGAGAUCUACACAGAGCUCUACAUCACAGAGGGAGACAGUGGAGACGUCAUUAAAGAACAUGAGGUGAGACAGAUCGAGGCAGUGUCCAGGAGAACAACAUCAGAGGAAACACCAAUCAAAUGCAAUGACAUCUUUAAGUCAUUAUCUGAUCAAGACAAACCCAUCAGAACUGUUCUGACAAAGACCUUAUCUAAAAAACCCAAACCCAUCAGAACUGUGCUGAAAAAGCCCUUAUCUAAAAAACCCAAACCCAUCAGAACUGUUCUGACAAAGGGAGUCGCUGGCAUCGGAAAAACAGUCUCUGUGCAGAAGUUCAUUCUGGACUGGGCUGAAGGGAAAACAAAUCAGGAUGUCCCCCUCAUAUUCCCACUUUUUUUCCGAGAGCUGAAUCUGAUGAAGGACCAGAAACUGAGUCUGAUGGAGCUCCUUCAUGUCUGUUUUAAGGAAACAAAAGAAACAGAAAUGUUCAGUUUGGAAAAGGUUCUGUUUAUUUUUGAUGGAUUGGAUGAGUAUCGUUUCUCUCUGGAUUUCCAGAACACAGUGAGUGUGUGUGAUGUAACUGAAUCAGCAUCAGUGCCUGUGCUGCUGAUAAACCUGAUCAAAGGGAAUCUGCUUCCCUCUGCUCUCAUCUGGAUCACCUCCCGACCAGCAGCAGCUGAUCAAAUCCCCUUUGAGUGUGUCGAUCGAGUCACAGAGGUACGAGGGUUCAAUGACCCACAAAAGGAGGAGUACUUCAGGAAGAGGAUCAGUGAUCAGAGCCUGGCCAAUGACAUCAUCACACACCUGAAGUCAUUAAGAAGCCUCUACAUCAUGUGUCACAUCCCAGUCUUCUGCUGGAUUUCAGCCGCUGUUCUAGAGAAAAUGUUGUGUGAAGCAGAGAGUGGAGAGAUCCCCAAGACUCUGACUCAAAUGUACACACACUUCCUCAUCAUUCAGAUAAACAUCAUAAGAGAAAAGUACUCAGAGAAGCAGGAGAGUGAUGAAGAAAUGCUUCUCAAACUGGGACAACUGGCUUUUGAGCAGCUGGAGAAACACAACCUGAUCUUCUAUGAAGAAGACCUGAGAGAGUGUGACAUUGAUGUGAGAGAAGCAGCAGUGUACUCAGGUGUGUGUACGCAGAUCUUCAGAGAGGAGUGUGAGCUUCACCAGAGUAAAGUGUACUGCUUUGUUCAUCUGAGUAUUCAGGAGCAUCUCGCAGCUCUGUAUGUGCACCUGACAUCCAUGAGGGAAAGGAGAAAUGUUCUUGAAAAGAGUCGGUCCUUUAAUACAAUCCCAGAUGUCCACAUUAGUGCUGUAGAUCAGGCCUUAGACAGUGAGACUGGACAUCUGGAUCUUUUCCUCCGCUUUCUUCUGGGUCUCUCACUGGAGUCCAAUCAGGAACUCUUACACACUUUAGUAACACAGACAGGAAGUAGCUCACAAAGCAAAGAGAAAACAGUUCAGUACAUUAAGGAGAUGAUCAGUUAUCUUGAUGAUUUUAAUGAUCGUAAUGAUCGUACUGCAGAGAAAUCCAUCAAUCUGUUCCACUGUCUGAAUGAACUGGGUGAUGAUUCACUAGUGGAGGAAAUCCAACGCUACCUGAAAUCUGGAAAACAAAGUGAACUCUCUUCUUUACAGUUGUCUGCUUUGGUGUUUGUGUUACUGACAUCAGCAGAGGAUCUGGAGGAAUUUGACCAGAGUAAAUAUUUCAGUUCAGAGAAGAUAACAGAAGAUAUUCUUGUGAAGGUGAUGCCUGUGAUUUCAGCAUCCAGAAAAGCAAUUAUCAGGUGUGAUACAAUUAAAGGGAGAAGUGGUGAAGCUCUGGGCUCAGCGCUCAACUCAGAAACCUCCAAUCUGAGAGAACUGCAUCUGACUGUGGAGACACUGGACCUGUCUGAGGAUGAACUAACAGACUCAGGAGUGAAGUGUCUCUGUGCUGUACUGGAGAAUCCUGACUGUAAAGUGGAGACACUGAGGUUGUUGCAGUGUGGUGUCUCAGAUGAAGGCUGUGCUGCUCUCGCUUCAGCUCUGAGAUCAAACCCCUCACACCUGAGAGAACUGGAUCUGUCUGAAGAUAAUCUAGGAGACUCAGGAGUGAAGCGUCUCUCUGCUGUACUGGAGAAUCCUGACUGUAAACUGGAGACACUGAAGUUGUGGGGUUGUGGUGUCUCAGAUGAAGGCUGGGCUGCUCUGACUUCAGCUCUGAGAUCAAACCCCUCACACCUGAGAGAACUGGAUCUAAAUGGGAAUAAUAAUCUAGGAGACUCCGGAGUGAAGUGUCUUUCUGCUGUACUGGAGAAUCCUGACUGUAAACUGGAGACACUGGGGUUGGAGUCGUGUGGUGUCUCAGAUGAAGGCUGGGCUGCUCUGACUUCAGCUCUGAGAUCAAACCCCUCACACCUGAGAGAACUGGAUCUGUCUGAUAAUAAUCUAGGAGACUCAGGAGUGAAGUGUCUCUCUGCUGUACUGGAGAAUCCUGACUGUAAACUGGAGACACUGAAUUUGGGGUGGUGUGGUGUCUCAGAUGAAGGCUGUGCUGCUCUGACUUCAGCUCUGAGAUCAAACCCCUCACACCUGAGAAAACUGGAUCUGUCUGGGAAUAAUCUAGGAGACUCAGGAGUGAAGCGUCUCUCUGCUGUACUGGAGAAUCCUGACUGUAAACUGGAGACACUGUGGUUGUAUAAUUGUGGUGUCUCAGAUGAAGGCUGUGCUGCUCUGACUUCAGCUCUGAAAUCAAACCCCUCACACCUGAGAGACCUGAAUCUGUAUGGGAAUAAAAUAGGAGACUCAGGACAGAAGUGUCUCUCUGCCCUUAAGGACGAUGAACAUUACAAACUACAAGAACUGAGGUGAGUAAUGAUCUCUUUAUAUAAACACUGAAACAUAUUAACAGGCUGAUUAGCAUUAUUUUGUACAUUAGCAUUAGCUUGUACAUUAGCAUUUCUCUUGCAGUAAAUAUCAGAUUACAGAGUUAAAAUGUCACUUUAUUCUAUUUAAUCAGACUUUUUCUAACAAUUAUCUUUAUUGCUGUUUGGUGUUGAUUUAAACUUCAUGUGAAAGCAGAAGACGGAGUCAGACGGAGUUUACAAAACAUCCCCCCUGAGUGCAUGAGAGUGAUUGUAAAUGAUCAGCUGGUCUCCUUGUGACACCCUGCUAUCUCUGACUUCAUACUGCUGCUUCUGUCUGAAUAACAUGAUCUCAGCUUUUCCCUGUUUCCGAUAAGCAGCAGACUUUCUCCUCAACUCUCAUAAAAACUCAUGAAAAAUCAUCUUUAAUGCCACACUGACACAAAUAUUAGAUUUAAUCAGCUACUUUACUCACUCUGACACUCCUUCCAGCUCUCCACCUCCUCACCGUGGCUUCUGUCAUUCCUGUAAAAUUCACCUCCACUUCUUCUUAAAGUCUGCACUUAAAUAUACAUGUAGAACAGGAGAUAAAACACACAGCAGUGUGAGUUAGUUUAUAAAAAGCUCUAAAGCCUGUGAUUGUAUAAGAGCAGUGAUGUGAUGAUAAACAUCUGCUCACUUUCCUGUUAGAACUUGUGGAAGUUCUCAUUUGUUCUAAAUAAAAUGUUCUAACACACAUAUUGUACAUGUAUUAAUAAAUGAUGAAUGAAAUUAUAAACAGGAAAUAAUAAUGUUUCUCUCGAAGCAGAGAUGAUUACCUGCUGUUGAUCACGAAGUCCAGUUUGUAGUUAUUAAUUCAGAUGUUUUUCUUUUAUUUUCAGUUUCUAAUGAACAUCUGUGUGCGAGAUGAAGACUCCGGUGUUCCUGCAUUUCUGUGUUGGGGAACAAAUGACACCUUCAUUUAUUUAUAACUAAUUAAACAGUCUCAGAGUCGUGGUGUGUGUUCAUUGUGCAGAAUGAGUUCAGUGGCCUACCCAGUCACAAGAUCUGAAUGCAGUAGAACACCUGAAGAACCUACAGAAACUGUGUGAUGUGAUCAGAUCAACAUAGACCAGAAUCGAGUCUCUUUUAAAAGCAGGUCCUACCCAGUAUUAGUGCAGUGUUCCUAAUAAAGUGCUGUAAUAAAUAAUAAUAAAUAUACUGAAGCAUCAGUUUAUAUUUUACUAAACCUUUGUUAAUAGAGUUUAAAAAUCAGAAAAAUAUCUGUUCUGUAAAAAAUAAACCGUAAUUUUUAAUAGUAAAAAACUGUGAAAUUUACCGUGAAAAAAUACGGUAGCAACGUUAUUGGUUGUACGGGAUUGCACCCAUUAUACUGUAUAUAUUAUGGAUUUUAAUAGUUUUUUCUACGUUUUAUAGUCGUCUAAUUUAUAUUAACCAAGAACUUCAAAGUCGUGAAUGGUAUUCCGCCCUUUGAUCACUGUGCCAAGGACAGCCGCCACCGCUCACCAGCCUGUGCCCGCAUGCCAGCAGGUAUCUGCACGUGCACACCUUUCCUUCCCUUUUUCCCUUCCUCCCUCCUUUAACCCUUUCCUUCCCUAAGUAAAAUUACCCCUUAACCGUAAGACCUCACCACAUGUCCGUGUUUGUUGUUGCCCCUUUGUAACAAACCCAUUACAAAAUACAUGAACAUAUUUAACACCCCUGUGCAGUGUGCACUUAAAAACCACAAUGCAGGACAGAGGACAGCAAUUGUGUAGCAAGCAUGGUAGUGUAGUGGUUAGCACUGUCGCCUUGCACCUCCGUAUUUUUUACGGUAGCAUUCUGGCAACCACAGCUGCCGUUUUUUUACCGCAAAAUUUACAAUUUAUGUUUUACAGUGUAGCUCUUUUACUUCAGUGUACCCUACAUGCUUGAUUUUGACUGUACCAAUUACUUUUUGAAGAAAUCCAGUAUAGAUACAGACUUUUCUUUAUAUACUGAUUUUUUAAAAUGUAAUAAUUUCUACUGUUUUAUUAGUUUCUUUAAGUAGCAUUGUUACGCAAACAUUUUAUCAAACAUUUACCAUUCUUCUAUAUUCAUUUAUAUUUCUGUAUUAACACUGUGUGUAAUUAUCAGUAGGAACAUUCUGUAUUCUGUAUCACUCUGUUUUAUAUAAACCAGACUCUCCUGUAAAUCAGCAGUAAUAAGGUACUUGGCUUAGUGCUGGAAUAUUA
Molecule: messenger RNA, 5735 nt
Organism: Clarias gariepinus (North African catfish)
Lineage: Eukaryota; Metazoa; Chordata; Actinopteri; Siluriformes; Clariidae
Product: NACHT, LRR and PYD domains-containing protein 12-like
Exons: 12
Coding region: 173-3529 (1118 amino acids)
Molecular function (GO): protein binding
Source: RefSeq, a predicted model, not a curated record